This is a messenger RNA of Ectocarpus sp. CCAP 1310/34, 1612 nucleotides long. Lineage: Eukaryota; Phaeophyceae; Ectocarpales; Ectocarpaceae. The record is from the annotation of a GenBank genome assembly.
AUGAUUGGUGCAUAUUUAUACUUCAAGACGGUAAAGGCUGGGUGGCAGUUUGCAAAGGUGGUGCAGGUGACUCCGGAACCGAGGUGGGAAGAAGGCAUCAAGCAUACUAUCAAGCUGGUGGACAUCGGCAAAAACAUCAAUGUGGCACUUCUGGAGAAGAAUCUGACGACGGACAACCUGGUACAAGAUCCAGGAACGUGGUGCUGGCAUGCACACAGAACGGCGAAAAGUGUCAAGAAGUACAUGUUUGAGUUGGAGGAUAAUUAACUGGUUGCAUUUUGAAGUGCGUAGGACUGCGGAAAAGUGUGCCAAGUGGUGCAGUCGAAUACGGGUCAAAAUUCAUGUUUGUUUAUGUGUUUUUGAAGUGCGUAGGACUGCGGAAAAGCGUGCCAAGUGGUGCAAUCGAAUACGGGUCAAAAUUAAUGUGUUUGGGCAAUUGUUGUUUUGGCUAAAGAAUGUACCUUGUGAUGGAGCCGUAUUGCAGUGGUACCACGGUCGUGACGAAAUUGAGGUGUGUGUAUUACAUGAGUUGGUUCUGGUGGUUACUGUUCAAACUUGUUGCAAGAGAGUGAUAUUGGUUGUAGGUCAAGCAUUGCACGUUGUGGUCAAGUGUUAAUUCAAACGAGACUGAUCGCAGAUAAGUAUGCGUUGAACCUGGGGAGGGCGAAUGUCGUGCAAUAAGUCAACCCUAGUUUUGGUCGGUGUAAGAAGACUUGGGGUAGUUUAAUCGCAGUAUAUAUAAUAAAGGCGUGAUGGAAGGAAGGUCAAGAAAGAGUAUGAGGUGGAGACUAGAAUUGAGAAGGUGUUGGUUUAUGGUUGGAAUGAUGAGCUUAUGAGGGAAUUGCAGUUAGUUGAGAGAGAGAGAGAGAGUUGGAGAGAAAGUGAAGCGGCGCAAUUAGGUAGAUACAGAGGAAGCGGCGCAAUUAGCUCGUGUCAGCUGAUGUCGCGUGCCCCCCCUGUUUCAGUGUUCAAUUUCCCUGCUGUUCCCAGCCCACGAAGGCCUAAGAAACACACUUUGAUCGCAAGCAACAUCGAGACGCGCAAACCCACGACCCCACUGGCACAUCUACACAUAUAUCUACGCGCGAUAGGCCAUCGCCGGCCGAUUCCACGUCAAUAGUUCUUUGGGAUUGCUAGUGAAAUUGGAUGUUUUUGCGAUGGUAGGGGCGCGGGCACGAAGUAGAGUUCAACCCGCCCAGGAAGUGCAUACAGUAGUAGGACGUUCCUAGCUCGUAGUGGUAGUUUGGUGUGAGUGUUUACUUCGUUUUUGGUUUCAUCUGCGUUUAGAAUUGUUGAGUGGAGGAUGCCGUUUGCCGAUUUCCCGAUCUUGAUUCUCCAGAACGAAAAGAAGAGAACAAAGAGUACAAAUGCCACAAUUUUGAACAUCGUCAUGGUGCCAAGGGCAGCAGUAGCAGUGGACCACGCGAUUCAAGCCCCCACAGAACCCGGAAUUUCCAGCACAAGAUGCUGGUGAAAGGGUAUCACUACCGCCAAAAAACCUCACCGCACAUAUCGGCGUCUCCGCACACUGUGCGGAGACAACGAUACCUGUGCGAUAAUCUAGCAAAUCAUUCGGAACCCGCUUUUUUUCCGCACACCCUGCGCCAAGACC